AUGAUAUUAGGGUAUUUUUAUAAAAAUCUAAAAAAUGAUUUAUCCAGUAAGAAACUUCUGGAUUCAGAGUGAUAGGUAUUUCUUUAUAUUUAAAAGUUUUUAUGAUCAAUUAAACAAACUUGUUCAUCCCUAAUCACUGCAAUCUUCGUUAUUCACGCCUCGAUUUCUUGCAGGUCAAACUCGUAUUUCAGUUAAUCAGCGGGGAUACUGUGUACUCACUUGAAUUACGUUGUCUGUAUACGCUUUCUGCAAAUUCCAUCGAACAAAUUUCUGAGCAGAUUGUUGUGUUUGUGUUAUUUUGGUAAAAUUGUGCUUUUAAAAUUAGGUUUGCAAUUUUGGAACGAGUUGGAAAUCGAAACGCUUUUUUGUGUGCAUGUAUGUUUUUUUGUUGGUGUUGCAAAUUCUGAUUGUUGAUGAGUGCACUGGUUAGUUGAAGAUUGUAUUUUUAAGAAUGCUAUGUUGUUGAUCCCGCUUUAUGAUUGUUCUGAGAGGAUUUAGGAGUUUACAAGUAUUGCUCUGGGAAGAUGGGAUAGAUAAUUAUCUAAAACUACUCUCUACGAACACAUUAAGGCUGGUUUAGUUUUUGGGUAUUUCCGGACGUACCAUAAUAGUAGAGGCAACAGCAGUGGAGUCCUAUCAGUUAUGCAACAAAUCAUUUGUAUUAAUUGUGCUAAUCUCAUUGAAUUUGGUUGUCUCUAAACAAAGAUCUUAGAUUUGGGUGUCUUGUAUUUGUAAAAAGUGUACUUUUGGGUUUGUUGUAUUCGUCAAAAAUGUACGUUUGGUGUUUAACAAUGUAAAUAAUUAUUAAUGUAUUGUGUUUUGUGCACCUUGUGAAUUUAAGUUUGGAGGUAGCUGUUUAAGUAGAUAUCAUUUUCAUUUCAUUUUGGAAUCAAAUAUUUUUUUUUCAACUGUUAUUUUCCUUGUGCAUUAUGUUGAAAUUAGCAACAGUUAUAAGAUUAAAGAGGGAGGGAAAUGUAAUGGUGUUUAAAUGGUCCUUAACGUUUCUAACUUGUUGCACUUUUAAUAUUGAAUUAUAACUGGUGCUUCAUCACUUAAUCUCUUUUUAUUGGUUGUUUGAAGAUAGAUUUUGUUUUAAGCAUUAACAUCAAGUCACAGAAAUGCCAAAAGUUAGAAGAGGGCGGUCACCAUCUAUGGAUUGCAGUAGAUCAUACCCUUAUCCUUCCAGCUCCAUAAACAUUGAGCUGCCUAAACCAAUGUUGGGAUCAGCUGCUGAAUUGAAAGAAUGGGAUGAUACUAGGUGUCCUAUUUGCAUGGAAACUCCUCAUAACAGUGUUAUUCUGAAAUGUUCUUCUUAUGAGAUGGGUUGCCGUCCUUAUAUGUGCAAUACCAGUUACAGGCACUCCAACUGUCUCGACCAAUUCUGUAAGUCAUUUGAUUCCCAUCUUUCAUCAGCAAUACUGGAAGAAAUUCCCCUCACAAGCACAGCCUCUCAUGAUAGGAAAGUUCAGUCAGAGUCUGGGGACCCCUCUCAAUAUGGUAGCAAGUUGCAACCGAAGCUUAUCUGCCCUCUUUGCCGGGGAGGAAUAUAUGGAUAUGUGGUCUUGGAUCCUGCUCGGAGGUAUAUGAAUUCUAAAGCAAGGAGUUGUUCUUCUGAGACAUGUGAAUUCCAGGGAACAUAUCCAGAACUCAGGAAGCAUGCUAGGCUGGAGCAUCCUUCUGUUCGACCAUCAGAGGUGGAUCCCUCACGACAGUGUGACUGGUUAAGAAUGGAACAGGAAAGGGACUUUGAAGAUCUGUUUAGCUCAAUCAAUGAAAGUUCUGGUGCAGAAUUCGGUAGUGACAACAUAUGGACUGGGAGUUUUGCCGACUUUAUGUCCUUGUUCUUGUAUGAAAUCUUCUCCUCUAUUGAAGACGCAAACCAAAUGUCUCAUUUGUUGCCUGAUUCAAGACCUAGAAUGCCAUUACACGACAGAAGGACUGGAACAAUGCUCAGGGCAUCAAAUGAUACACAAACAAAUCAAUCAGCUAGAUGGAGAUCCAGUUUACCUUCAACACAUCAACCGGAGAUAAUUUAUAGAGGUAGGUGGAGAACUAAUUUGUCAUCAUCUCGUAAUCCGGAGGCAAAUCGUACGGCUAGGUGGAGAGAAAAUAUUCCACCUUCGAGAAUGCCUAGCAAUGUUCAUCAUUAUUCUAGAGAGUCGAGCCCGGGGGUCAGGACAUUCUCAACAAGGAUGACUCGAGAUUCACAAGUUUCUCAGACUAAUCAUCGGAGCAACAAUUCUUCGACUAGAAGGACUCGAGCUCAAUAUUUGCGUUGGCGCGGUCCAAGAUGGUCAACAUACAAUAACCAACCAUGAGUGGCACUAUAUUUCUUUCGAUGGAUGAAAUAUAGUCUUGUGUCAUGGAAACAAAUAGUUUACUUUUUCUAUAAACUAUAUUAUGAAGAUACUUUAAUUAUCAUGUAGCAUCAUUUCUUUGGAUGAUUCGGUUCAGUAGAAUUUGUGUUGCAACUGAUAAUUUUUCUUCCUGCAAUUUAUUUUAUUGAGGAUAGUUCUCAAUGUGAAUGAAUUCAUUCAGCCAUUGAUUAUGCCAGAUAUUCUAUCAAAUUCAACUUUUGGGUUGAAGUUUUUGCCA
Molecule: messenger RNA, 2595 nt
Organism: Cicer arietinum (chickpea)
Lineage: Eukaryota; Viridiplantae; Streptophyta; Magnoliopsida; Fabales; Fabaceae
Source: RefSeq, a predicted model, not a curated record